AUGGUUUUGUGUCUGUAAAGAGAUCAUCUCUCACUGUGUUGCAUUAUUGCUUUCUCUUCAAACACUUCAUAACGUCACAAGUUUCUUCCAUGGAAUUCGCCUCUUCAACUUCCAAACUCCCACAUAUGUAUGAUGUGCUGAUUAACUUCAAUGGAGAAGACAUCCACAGGAAAUUUGUUUCUCAUCUCGAUUCUGUCCUCUCUGCUGCUGGACUCACCACUUUCCUUCACCACCAGAAUGCAGUCAACGACAUGGAUAUCCAACAACCUAUUCUCAAUCUCUGUCGUGUAGCAAUUGUUGUUUUCACCAAAACCUAUUCUCAAUCUGCUUGGUGUCUUCAUCAGCUUCAACAAAUCAUUGAGUGGCACAAAACUUAUUACCGACAUGUUCUGCCCGUAUAUUACGAAAUUCAGCCAUCUGAUGUGCGUCUUCAGACGGAAGAUUUUGGAAAAGACCUCAAAGCAACUGCACAACAAACAUUUUCAGCACAACAACUGGAGCAUGGGAGGUCCAUGUGGAGCCACGCACUCAGCAAAACUGCAGAAUUUUUUGGAUGGGAUGAGAGCAAUUACAGGAGUGAUGCUGAACUAGUGGACACAAUUGUUAAAAGCAUUCUUAAUUUACCCGUCUUGUCUGCUACUAAAUUUCCAAUUGGUUUACAACCCCACGUGGAAGAUGUGAUUCAAAUUAUAAAAAAUAAAUCCAAUGGGGUUUGUACUGUAGGGAUAUGUGGAAUUGGAGGAUCCGGUAAAACCACACUUGCCAAAGCCAUCUAUAACCAAAUUCAUGCUAAAUUCUUGGAGAAAAGUUUUAUUGAAGAUAUUUCAGAAGUUAGUCGAACACGAAUGCAUGCUCAUUUACAACAACGACUUCUUUCAGAUCUCCUAAAAACAAAGGUGGAGAUACGUAGAGUUGAGAUGGGAAGAAAUAUGAUUAGGGAAAGACUUUAUGGGAAAAAGGUGCUCAUUGUACUUGACGAUGUGAAUGAGUAUGGGCCAUUGGACCUAUGGGAAAGUAGUGCAAGGUUCGGUGAAGGAACUGUAAUAAUCAUUACAUCAAGAGAUGAAAGCCUACUGAGGACACAUCAAGUUGAUUCUAUUUUCCGGAUGAAUCUAAUGAACCCAAACAAGUCCCUUGAGCUUCUUAGUUGGCACGCAUUUAGAGAUGCAAAACCAAAAGAGGAAUGUCAUUUCCUUGCAAAAAUGGUAGUUGAUUAUUGUGGAGGACUACCACUAGCUCUUGAAGUCAUUGGAUCUUUUUUAUAUGAAAGGACUAAAGAAGAAUGGAAUAAAGUAUUGUCAAGAUUAGAAUGUCUUCCCCAACAUGAAGUUAUAGAGAUAUUGAAAAUAAGUUUCGACGGUUUACCUAAUGAAAUUGAAAGAAAUUUAUUCCUUGAUAUAUGUUGUUUCUUUGUUGGUAAUGACAGAGUCUAUGUUACCAAGAUCUUAAAUGACUGUGGAGUAGACCCUGAUAGAGGAAUAAGAGUUCUCAUAAAGCGUAACCUCAUAAAAGUUAGAAAGAACAACAAAUUUGGAAUGCAUCCUUUGCUACGACAAAUGGCAAGACAAAUUAUUAGCGAAAUUUUAAGUAAGGAACCUGGGAAAAUCAGUGGGCUGUGGCUUGAUGAGGAUAUGGAACAUGCACUGUCAUGGUAUACUCUAUUUUCAUCACAGCAGACAAAAGUCAUUGAAAGAUUGCCUAGCGGAAGAGAUUUCUUCGAACGUUAUCCUUAUCCUUCCGAGGUAAGAGAGCCAUCAAGAACACCGGUGAAUCUGGCUGGAGUUUCUUGGUCCCUUUAUGAGAAAGUAAGAUGGGUCAGUUUGAAAGGGUUUUCUUCAGAAUACCUACCAAACGACUUUUAUCUGCAUGAUGCAAUAGUGAUUGAUUUAAAACACAAUCUUCUUCGACUGGUCUGGAAAGAACCUCAGGUCUUGGCGCGGCUAAAAGUCCUUAAUCUUAGUCAUUCCAUUUACUUGACAGAAACCCCUGACUUUUCGAGACUACCAGCUCUCCAACAACUCAUUCUCAAAAAUUGCCAAAGAUUGCGUGAAGUACACCGCUCUAUUGGAUUUCUCUACAAUCUUACAUUACUAAAUUUGAAGGGCUGUACAGGUCUAAGCAAUCUCCCCAGAGAGAUAUAUAUGUUGAAAUCUUUAAAAGCUCUCGUUCUUUCUGGUUGUUCCAAAAUUGUCCUACUGGAGAAAGAUAUAGUGCAAAUGGAAUCCUUGAUAACCCUAAUUUCUGAAAAUACAGUUGUGAAACAAGUGCCUUUUUCGAUUGCAAGUUCAAAAAGCAUUGGAUAUAUAUCCUUAUGUGGAUUAGAGGAAGUGUCACAUAAUCUUUUUCCUUUUAUCAUUCGGUCUCAGAUGUCACCAACAAUGAAUCCCCUAUCUUAUAUUCAUACUUUCAGUGAUAUGGAGGAUAAUAGUUGGGAUGACAUUGUACCAUUUUUUAACAGUCUUGCAAUUCUUCGAAGUGUUUUGGUGCAAUGUGACCCCGAGUUUCAACUAUCUAAGCAACUAAAAGCGAUACUGGUGGAUUAUUGUGUAAAUAUUACAGAAUCAAGAAUUUCAAAGCAUCACUUAAGGUCUUGCUUGGUUGGUGUUGGAAGAUACGAAGAAUUCUUCAAUAGUGUCAACGAUGGCAUAUCUGAGGUAUUGGCAAGUAGUGGGUCAUGUGAUGUUUGUCUACCAGGUGACAAUUAUCCUUAUUGGUCGGCACAUAGGGGUGAGGGACAUUCUGCGUCUUUCACUGUGCCUCGGGAUUGUGUGAUGAAGGGCAUGAUUUUAUGUGUUGUUUGUUUAUCAACUCCCGAAAUCAUUGAACCUGAACUUACUACUGUCUUAAUUGGUAAUUACACGAGGUGCACAUUACAGAUACACAACCAUGGCACAGUAAUUUCCUUUAAUGAUGAAGAUUGGCAUCACAUAAUAUCAAAUUUAGGAUCUGGAGACAGAGUGGAGAUUUUUGUGUCUUCUGCUUAUGGAUUGGUGGUUAAGGAGACAGCUGUUUAUUUGAUGCAUGGUGAGCCAAAGAAAAAUUCCCUCAUAAGAUCCAUAAAGAAAAUUAUAAUGUGACUUGGGACACUUAAUGAGCUUAAGAAUUUCUUCCAUGGGAUUCGCGUCUUCAUCAUCCAAACUCCCAUUGAUGUUCGAUGUAAUCAUCAAUUUUCAUGGAGAAGAAGUCCGUAAGAAAUUUAUUUCCCAUCUCGAGUCUGUUCUCUCUACAGUUGGAAUCACUACUUACCUUCACCACGAAAAUGAAGCAAACGCAAUGCCCA
Messenger RNA from Vigna unguiculata (cowpea), 3280 nucleotides. Its product is annotated as disease resistance protein Roq1-like. Gene Ontology annotation, molecular function: ATP hydrolysis activity; ADP binding. Gene Ontology annotation, biological process: defense response; signal transduction. The record is from RefSeq and is a predicted model, not a curated record. Lineage: Eukaryota; Viridiplantae; Streptophyta; Magnoliopsida; Fabales; Fabaceae.